AUGCGCGCGACGGCGACGCGCGCGACGGCGACGGCGACGGCGACGGCGACGCGCGCUUCGACGCGCGCGCUUCGACGCGCGCGCGCCGCGACGACGGCGCGGCGCUUCGACGCGUCGAGACGCGCGGCGUCGACGUCGAACGAUGGCGACGGGAGCGACGACGCCGACGCGAGCGACGCGACGCCGACGCGAGCGAAGCGAGACAAACCGCUGCCCGGGUCGGGGGUGAAUCUGUACGACCCCGUGGCGACGGCGUCGAGGUUCCUGACGCGACGGUUCGGCAUCGUCGGGGGGCUCGGUUUGGUCGCGCUCCUCGCGAGCGUGGAGGGCGGGGAAAUCGUAAAGGCGUUGCUGGAGCGCGACGUGGACGUGUCGACGACCGCGGAGGAGUUCGCGGUGGAGGGCAACGCGAAUGGGUUGCGAGCGCGGGACGUGAAGAUCGGCGGCGGGGCGAGCGCGAAGCGAGGAGACUUCGUCGGCGUCAACUUGACCGUCGUCGACGCCGAGGACGGCGUCGAGUACUUGAACACGAAGAAGGCGAAACGACCGAUCGCGUUCACGUACGAGAAGAAACCGUUGUUGGCACCGAUUUGUGAAGCGAUCGAGGACGGCGUGCGGACGAUGAAAAGGGGCGGCGUGCGACGGGUGUUCGCGCCGAGCGCGGCGGCGUUCGGCGAACGCGGCGUCGUCUUGACGGAUGGCACGCGCAUCAAGCCGAAUCGCGACUUGAUCAUCGACAUCGUGCUCGAGGAGGUGUCGCCAUCGUACGUGUAA
This is a messenger RNA of Ostreococcus lucimarinus CCE9901, 774 nucleotides long. It is a transcript of the gene FBP17-3, whose product is annotated as peptidyl-prolyl cis-trans isomerase, FKBP-type. The coding region runs from base 1 to 774 and encodes 257 amino acids. The record is from RefSeq and is a predicted model, not a curated record. Lineage: Eukaryota; Viridiplantae; Chlorophyta; Mamiellophyceae; Mamiellales; Bathycoccaceae. Gene Ontology annotation, cellular component: chloroplast. The transcript has a single exon. Gene Ontology annotation, molecular function: peptidyl-prolyl cis-trans isomerase activity.